Molecule: messenger RNA, 1027 nt
Organism: Pseudogymnoascus verrucosus
Lineage: Eukaryota; Fungi; Ascomycota; Leotiomycetes; Thelebolales; Thelebolaceae
Gene: RIB7
Product: 2,5-diamino-6-(ribosylamino)-4(3H)-pyrimidinone 5'-phosphate reductase
Exons: 1
Coding region: 1-825 (274 amino acids)
Biological process (GO): riboflavin biosynthetic process
Molecular function (GO): 5-amino-6-(5-phosphoribosylamino)uracil reductase activity
Source: RefSeq, a predicted model, not a curated record
AUGAAUCCAACACCACCAGAAUACCUCCCCUGGACAGCCAGCGACUUCGACUUCCUCGCCCCCCACCUCCCUCCUCCCCCGCCCCUAUCCCCCUCCACCACCCCCACCAAACCCCACCUAACCCUCACCUACGCCACCUCCCUCGACAGCAUGCUCGCCGCCCGCCCCGGCGUCCGCACCACCCUCUCCGGCCCCGCCACAAAAACAAUGACCCACUACCUCCGCAGCAAGCACUCCGCAAUCCUAAUCGGCGCCGGCACCGCCCUCGCCGACGACCCCGGGCUUAACUGCCGCCUCGCCGGCGCGGCAGACGGCGACGACCCGCUGCGCUGGCAGCCGCGGCCUGUGAUACUUGAUCCGCGCGGGCGGUGGGAUGUGGAGGGGAGUAAAGUGCUCCAGCUUGCGCAAGAGGGGCGGGCGCGGGCGCCGUGGGUGGUUACUGAUUUGGCGUUUGUGGAUGACGCGAAAGCGGAGGCGUUGGAGGCGGUGGGGGGUGCGGUUAUUGCUUUGGCGACGGAGGAGGAGGGAGGGGAGGGAGGGGGGUUAAGGUUUGGGUGGGGGGAUUUGUUGGGGGUGUUGGCGAGUAGGGGGGUGGGGAGUGUGAUGGUUGAGGGGGGGGCGGGGGUGAUUAAUGGGUUGUUGGAGGAGAGGGGGGAGGGGUGGGUAGAUGCGGUUGUGGUUACGGUUGCGCCAAGGUGGUUGGGGAAGGGGGGGGUGGCGGUUGCGCCGGUGAAGGACGGGGGGGAGGGGGCGGCGGCGGAGUUGAGGGGCGCGAAGUGGGUGCAGAUGGGGGAGGAUGUGGUGGUUUGUGGGACGUUGGCGUGAUGAUGGAUGAUCUUGAGUUGGGAUGGAGAAUUGGCGGUGAGGAUAGCUUAUACCUACUCUAUAGGACAAACAGGAGGAGGAUAAUACGUGGGGAAAGCAAGUCCGGGUCAGAUGAUAGGAACGAAAAGGGUCUCACGAGCGUUAUAAUACCUCUGCUGUAUAAUAUGCAAUGCCGUGUCUCAAUUUGAGUUUCUCUACCCGG